Molecule: messenger RNA, 3414 nt
Organism: Astyanax mexicanus (Mexican tetra)
Lineage: Eukaryota; Metazoa; Chordata; Actinopteri; Characiformes; Acestrorhamphidae
Gene: vil1
Product: villin 1
Exons: 21
Coding region: 301-2829 (842 amino acids)
Biological process (GO): barbed-end actin filament capping; actin polymerization or depolymerization; actin filament severing
Cellular component (GO): lamellipodium; actin cytoskeleton; cytoplasm
Molecular function (GO): phosphatidylinositol-4,5-bisphosphate binding; actin filament binding
Source: RefSeq, a predicted model, not a curated record
GAGGAUCAGAAGAGGAGGCUGAAGUUCAGGCAGUGAGACGGCCUGAUAUUCUGCUACCAAGGAGAUAAACACACAUAUAGACUGUGCCAAAAGCAGAUCUUCCACGCUUGCCAUAAAAGGCCAGCGUGGCCCUGAGUGGUUGGAGAAAGACAGCCUGCCAGGGCAAGAGGCAAAGUGCAGGGGCUGUAAAGCAGGGAGUGAGCGUUACGGACACUCAGGCGCCAUCUGCUCAAUCCCGCAACACCUUUCCAGCUCAGCUCCUCUCACGCUAGGUAGGUCACAGAUUCUGAAGCUGGCACCAUGCCACAAGUCGAAGUAAAGAGCGAAGUCCCAAAAGUCCUCAAUAAAACCACACCAGGACUGCAGAUAUGGAGAGUGGAGAAUAUGGAGCUGGUGCCCUGCCCAUCAAAAACAUAUGGACAGUUUUUUGAGGGAGACAGUUAUGUAACUCUAUAUACCCAAAAGACCAGCAGCUCCUACACCUAUGACAUCCAUUACUGGCUGGGCAAGGAAACAUCUGUGGAUGAGCAAGGCGCUGCCGCCAUUUACACCACCCUAAUGGAUGAUCACUUAGGGGGCGUGGCAGUGCAACAUCGGGAGGCCCAGGGCUACGAGAGCCCUACCUUCCUGGGCUACUUCAAAAAUGGCAUCAUCUACAAGAAGGGAGGAGUAGCUUCAGGAAUGAAACAAGUGGAAACGAACGUAUCCGACGUCCGCAGACUCCUGCACGUCAAGGGCAAGAAGAAUGUGGUGGCAGGAGAGGUGGAUAUGAGCUGGAACAGCUUCAAUAAAGGCGAUGUGUUCCUGUUGGACCUGGGGAACGGCAUCAUUCAGUGGAACGGCCCUCAGAGCAAUCGCAUGGAGAGACUGAAGGGGAUGAAUCUGGCGAAGGAUAUCCGUGACCGAGAAAGAGGGGGUCGAGCGCAGGUAGUUGUGGUGGAAGGAGAUGAUGAGGCAUCUUCUCCGAAGGCUAUGGAGGUGAUGAUGAAGUUCUUGGGAGAACGACGGGAAAUUAAAGACCCCAUUCCUGAUGAGGUGGUUGACGAGAAGCUGAAGUCUAGCAUCAAGCUUUUUCAUAUUUCAGAUGCCUCAGGCAACCUGGUGGUGAAAGAAGUGGCAGUUAAACCACUGACCCAGGAUCUGCUUAAUCAAGAGGACUGCUAUUUGCUGGACCAAGGUGGAAUCCGGAUCUUUGUCUGGAAAGGGAGGAAGUCAUCAAAGAAAGAGAGAUCAGAGGCACUGGACAAGGCUGAGGCUUACAAGAAGGCUAAAGGCUAUCCUCCCUCCACCUAUGUGGAGACAGUGAACGAUGGCUCAGAGUCCUCAGUGUUCAAGCAGCUUUUCCAGAAAUGGACAGUGAAGGGUCAGACGGUUGGGAUGGGCACCACACACAGCCCAGGCAAAAUCGCCAAAGUUGAGCAGGUAAAAUUUGACGUCACUUCAAUGCAUGCCAGACCUGACCUAGCAGCCCAGUACAAAAUGGUGGAUGAUGGCACCGGAGAAGCAGAGACAUGGAGGAUAGAGAACAAUGAGCCUGUCCCAGUGGACAGAAAAUGGCUGGGGCAUUUCUACGGAGGUGACUGCUAUCUCAUCCUCUACACAUAUGAAGUCAGCGGCAAAAAACACUACCUUUUGUACAUUUGGCAGGGUCGUCAUGCAAGCACAGCAGAGCUGACAGCUUCUGCAUAUCAGGCAGUUAUUCUGGACCAGAAGUACAAUGGAGAGCCAGUGCAGGUCCGAGUGCCAAUGGGAAAGGAACCCAUGCACCUGAUGGCCAUUUUCAAGGGCAGGAUGGUGGUUUAUGAGGAUGGAAGUUCCAGAGGAGACUCUACUUACGUUCAGCCAACAGUCAGACUGUUCCACGUUCAUGGCUCAAAUGAGUUCAACACCCGUGCUACUGAGGUGCCUCCCCGCUCUGCCUCGCUCAACUCCAAUGACGUGUUCGUUCUCAGCACUCCCACCUGUUGUUACCUGUGGUACGGAAAGGGCUGCAGUGGAGACGAGAGAGAGAUGAGUAAAUCCUUGGCUGAUAUCAUCUCUAAAAGAGAGAAGCAGGUCAUUGCAGAGGGUCAGGAACCUGCUGACUUCUGGGUGCAGCUGGGGGGAAAAUCCCAGUAUGCCAGUGGCAAGAGACUACAGGAAGAAAACCUCCAGAUUACUCCACGCCUGUUUGAGUGCUCCAAUAAGACGGGUACAUUUAUUGCAACUGAGAUUGCAAAUUUCAACCAGGAUGACCUGGACGAGAGCGAUGUCAUGCUGCUGGACGUUUGGGAUCAGGUGUUCCUGUGGAUUGGAAACGGGUCCAAUGACACAGAGAAGAAGGAGGCAGUGCUCUCAGCACAGGAGUACCUGAAAAGUCACCCUGCUGGACGAGACCCUGACACUCCUAUCCUAGUGGUCAAGCAAUCUUUUGAGCCACCCACCUUCACUGGCUGGUUCCAUGCCUGGGACCCUUCCUUGUGGAGUGGAGGAAAAUCCUAUGACCAGCUGAAGGCAGAGCUUGGAGAUGCUACAGACAUCAUCCAGAUUACAGAGGAAAUGAUCAAGCCGAUCACCUCCCAGUCUAACAACACGGGUACCACGGGCACCACGGGUAGCACAGGUACCACAGUGGGAAUCAUACCACCAUCGAAUCGGCCGGUCCACCCAGCGGAAAAGCUGGUGAACUGCCUAGCAGAGGACCUGCCGCAAGGGGUUGACCCUGCCAAGAAAGAGGAGUAUCUCUCAGAGGAGGAGUUCAAUCUGGUGCUGGGUCUUUCUCGACUGGACUUCUACUCUAUGCCUCUGUGGAAACAGCAGAACGUGAAGAAAGAAAAGGGCUUGUUUUAAAAGCGAGACAUUCUCUCUGUCUCUUUCACUUCAUAAGAACCCCCAUCAAUAUGAACCUGUGAGUCACAGACUUAGUGCAAUGAGAUAACACUACAGACCACUGUGCCUAAUGUCAGAUUUUAGAUUUAUGUGUUUACAUGUAAUUAUUUUAUUUAAGACAUUGCAAAGAGAAAUAAAUCAUGUUUCUAGAAUCUAGAAUAAGAAAAAGUUUUAAUAAUAAUUAUAUUUAAAAUAAAUUAUACCUAGAUCAUUGAAUAUGAUGGAAAUGCUACGUUAGUGCCUUUUAACAAAUGAUAACCUGACCAAUAUAAGUAGGAGUGGUUUAAAGGCAGCUUGUUCACUGUACUGUGUUUUAUUGUCAUUUUUUUAUUUUUUACAUUAGAAUUCAAUAUGCUGAAUAUGCAUUAUGAACUGCCAAUUCCACUCUUUUAUCAGCCUUAUGUAUUUCUGUUAUAUUCUUAAAAAGUAAAUUUAUGAGAUAAAUAAUGUUAAAUUAAUAUAUUAUUAACAUGUCACUAAUAUGCACUAAUAAUAUUUGAUGCUGACAUAUGCAUUAUAUUGCUAUUAAAUUAAUUGUGUCCUCAA